This is a messenger RNA of Pteronotus mesoamericanus, 2474 nucleotides long. It is a transcript of the gene HTR1D, whose product is annotated as 5-hydroxytryptamine receptor 1D. Gene Ontology annotation, biological process: regulation of locomotion; adenylate cyclase-activating adrenergic receptor signaling pathway; chemical synaptic transmission. The record is from RefSeq and is a predicted model, not a curated record. Gene Ontology annotation, cellular component: plasma membrane. The transcript has a single exon. Gene Ontology annotation, molecular function: dopamine neurotransmitter receptor activity, coupled via Gs; G protein-coupled serotonin receptor activity. The coding region runs from base 604 to 1737 and encodes 377 amino acids. Lineage: Eukaryota; Metazoa; Chordata; Mammalia; Chiroptera; Mormoopidae.
UCCCAGCUCAUACAUUCUUCGAGUCUUGGUAACUGGAAUGUUUUGUCUGUUCAGGCUCAAAUGAUCAGUGGGAUGGGAAGCAAAGUUAAGUACCACGUGAUGUGUCAAGAUGAACCUGGGGAAACUGCGAGCUGUUGACUGGACUUCCUCUCUGACUCAGCUGGUAUUUCUUUUUGUCUCAAGUUGUAAAAGUUCCCCAGAGACUCCACCUGAAAUCCCCGAUCAUCUCAGAAUUGAAUGGGGGAAAUUCUGAAGUUCUCAUUAAACACGCUGAAUUCACAAGCUUUGGAAGGAGCCAGAAUGCCCAAGGCAUUGCCUACACUGGUAAAUGUCCGACAAAUUCAGUAUGAGUCUGGUGGGCUUGACCAUUUGCUGGGCAAAAUUCCAGAACAGUGAGACAUCCUGGGAGCCAUCCGGCCUAGGAAAGACUUUUAACUACCAGCUGGUAGUGACCUCAGUAUUCAGCGAGGUCUUUUCACUGUGGUCUGUUCUGAUGAAGGGCCCCUCCAGUGUGAAACAGGAUGACCUUGUUCUGUGGGCAAGACAACUGUGAAAGAAGAAACUGUGCGUGUCGGAGUCGGUGGGAAAGGACAGCCACCUAGAAUGUCCCCGCCAAACCAGUCGGUGGAAGGCCUUCUCCAGGAGGCCUCCAACAGGUCUCUGAAUGCCACAGAAACUCCAGAAGCUUGGGAUCCGGGGACCCUCCAGGCCGUCAAGAUUUCUCUUGCGGUGGUUCUUUCCAUCAUCACGCUGGCCACAGUUCUUUCCAACGCCUUUGUGCUCACCACCAUCUUCCUCACCAGGAAGCUCCGUACCCCAGCCAACUAUCUCAUCGGCUCCCUGGCCAUGACCGACCUCUUAGUUUCCAUCUUGGUCAUGCCCAUCAGCAUCGCAUACACCACUACCCGUACCUGGAGCUUCGGCCAGAUCCUGUGCGACAUCUGGCUGUCUUCUGACAUCACGUGCUGCACAGCCUCCAUCCUGCAUCUCUGUGUCAUCGCUCUGGACAGGUACUGGGCCAUCACCGAUGCCCUGGAGUACAGUAAGCGCCGGACAGCGGGCCAUGCAGCGGCCAUGAUUGCUGUCGUCUGGGCCAUCUCUGUCUGCAUCUCCAUCCCACCGCUCUUCUGGCGGCAGGCCAAAGCUCACGAAGAGAUGUCGGACUGCCUGGUGAACACGUCCCAGAUCUCCUACACCAUCUAUUCCACCUGCGGGGCCUUCUACAUCCCAUCUGUAUUGCUCAUCAUCCUCUAUGGCCGGAUCUACGUGGCUGCCCGGAAGCGCAUCCUGAACCCACCAUCCCUCUAUGGGAAGCGCUUCACCACAGCCCAACUCAUCACAGGCUCCGCGGGGUCCUCGCUCUGCUCCCUCAGCACCGGCCUUCACGACACGCACACUCAUUUGGCCGGCUCCGCUCUCUUUUUCAGCCACGUGAAAAUCAAGCUUGCUGAUAGUGCUCUGGAGCGCAAGAGGAUUUCCGCUGCUCGAGAACGGAAAGCCACUAAAACCUUGGGGAUCAUCCUGGGGGCCUUUAUCAUCUGCUGGCUUCCCUUCUUUGUUGCAUCUCUGGUCCUCCCCAUCUGCCGGGACUCGUGCUGGAUCCACCCAGCCCUUUUUGACUUUUUCACCUGGCUGGGCUACUUAAACUCCCUCAUCAACCCAAUUAUCUAUACUGUGUUUAACGAAGAGUUUCGGCAAGCAUUUCAGAAAGUUGUCCAUUUCCGGAAAGCCUCCUAGUCUUAUUUGGUCGUGACUCUUGUUAUCUUUUGUGUCCUGUAGCCCAAUUGGAAUAGCCUUUUGUUUAUUUUUCCAGAGAUUUAGGUUAAUCCUGAUAUUUUGGGCCUGGGUUCAAUCAAUAGAAUUGUUCAGUGUUCUUUUUUCUGUUGUCUUCUUGACUUCCGAGCCACCAAAAGCUGGGAAGCUGUGUGAAAGGGGACAAAGACUGAAGAUUUCACUUAGCAUAUUCUCAGGAUUCAUCCAUCUUGGAAGAAACAGGACCCACAAGGUUGCCCACUGAUGCAAUUCGGGUGGAAAACUAUCUGACCCUUUGGGAAGACCCGGGCUCAAAAGAGGGGCUUUCUUGUCUACCAAAGUUUUGUAUGGAGCUCAAAGGUGGGUAGAUGAGAUUAGUGACCUGAAUUGAAUGAGAAUUUGGAGUCAGGAUGGAGAGGUCUCCAUUCCAUGUGGCACCUUGAUUGGAUUUCUUUCUCUGAUUCCUCCUUAGAUUGAGUCUUUCCCAGUUGUUCAUUUGAGGUGACACCAAUAUAGAGUGACAGAGAUUCAGAAGCUGGAGGCAGGCGAGUGGAAUGGUUGAAACCAGAUCAGCCACCCUGUACCCCUCCUCCUUCUCCAGUAUCUCUGCACCCUCUUAAUGUUCUGAAGCUAAAACCAACAAUCACCCCCCCACACACACUGAAGGAGAUUGACAGGCUUUGGACCCACCAAGCGUUGAGCAGAACACCAUUCUGAUUUUU